Drosophila miranda is the source of this 562-nucleotide messenger RNA. Its product is annotated as perlucin-like protein. Lineage: Eukaryota; Metazoa; Arthropoda; Insecta; Diptera; Drosophilidae. Gene Ontology annotation, biological process: biological process involved in interspecies interaction between organisms. The coding region runs from base 1 to 543 and encodes 180 amino acids. The record is from RefSeq and is a predicted model, not a curated record. The transcript is spliced from 2 exons. Gene Ontology annotation, molecular function: carbohydrate binding. Gene Ontology annotation, cellular component: external side of plasma membrane.
AUGGCUCAUCUUUUGAAGAUCUUUCUUUGGCUCUUCGGACUCUUCACUGCCGCAUUGUCGCAGGUCAAGGUCGGCUGUCCACCUGGAUUCACACUUAUAGAGGAGAAAUGCUACUACGUAUCUCUGGAGAAGGAGAACUGGUUCAAUGCCCAUCGACGGUGUUUCACGCUGAACUCCACUCUUGUCGUCUUCGAUGAUGAAAAGGACAUGAAGGUGGUGACAGCCAGCUUGAAGGUCCUGGGCUUGCCCUUCACCAACGGCUGGGCGGACUCCAUAUGGACGGGCAUCACAUCGCUGGGAACCAACGGGCACUUUGUCCUGAGCCACGAUGGCGGGCCCUUGGCCUAUGCCCAAUGGGCUCCAAAUCAGCCGAACAAUGCCACUGCCAACGAGUGUGUGGCCUAUGCGAACAACAAUGGAUUCGGAUACCACAAUACCCAAUGCGACUUCCACCAGUUCCCUUUUGUGUGUCAGGCGAAGAAGAUUGAGUCGGAAAGUUAUUUGUGCCUGAAGAAGAACCAGUUCGUGCAGAUUGAACUGUGAAUAGAAUCUUGUACACGAA